UUUUUUUCGAGCUUUCAUUUUAUUAACGAUACGCUUCCUGAUUCUGAAUCGCGCAGACGGGACUCGACACAGGCUUCGCGCGGCACAGGCAUUUACAGGCAUCUCGCGCGGAACAGUUUGUUUAACUAUGGAUAUUUUGCCGAAGAGGAGAGAACAGAUUUUACAGUCUGUUUUCAACCUCAUCUCUACAGUUGUUGAUGGAUCUCAGGAACAUUCACGUGACACAUUUCUAGAAAUUGUACAGUGCAUUAAUGAACUCUUUCAAAAUUUCCCAAAACAUGCCUAUAACAAUUCCAAUUUAACAAAUGAGGAUAGAAAAUAUGUGGAAAUAAAGCUUCAACAAAUCGAUAUUACUAAAAAUCAAAAUCAGUUUGGGUUUGCUGUAAUUAUAGACAUUAAUAAUGAUACAGUAGAGUAUACUGAGUUUGUUAAACCUAAGGAAAAAGAAGGUAACAUUGAUCGCCAUACACAGGAGACAAAAUAUCAUUGUGAAGAAAUUAUAAUCCAACAGAUUAAAGAAAAGAUUAAGAAUAGAUAUGGACUAAAAAUAAUUAUCUUCACUUAUUACAGCCCCUGCCUUUUUAAAAAGGGGGGUGUAUCUUGUAUGAGUAUGUUAACUACAGCUGCAGAUGAUUGGAAACCUCAUAACAUAUCCACAACAGUUAUAUUUAAAGAAUAUUAUCAUCUUCAACAUUCAAUAACAAGAUUUAUUUCCAGUCUUAAUGCUGGAAAUUUAAAAGCCAUCUCUAGCUGUUCUGAUUACCGUGCAUAUGAAACAGAGGUAAGUAUACAACAUUUACCAAAGGUUGAGGAAGUUUUAUUUGUAUUAGUGAAGAAAAUUCUUAAUCUGGAUAGGAUAUUGCCAGUACAGAAGCCACUUAAAAUAGAGUGGAUAAAAAACAGAGGAACUUUGAUGAAGAAAAUUGACUCACCUGUAAAGAAGUUCUUUAUUACGUGUUUGGACAAAGACCUACAAAACUUACAAAUGUUUCCUCAAACUUUGAAUGAGUAUUAUAACCUAAUUCAACCAUUCCAUGAGUUAAAAGGUUUUUGGGUAAUGAUUUGCGAUGCAAUGUAUACAAAACAUUGCAAAGACAUAUUUAUUCAAUAUUAUAACAAGGCAAUUUUUAAUAUUUAUAAGUCAAAUGCUUUACAUGAAAAAUCUUUGCUGAUUUCAUGCUUACAAAAUGUGGACGACCACUUUUAACAACAAUUAAAAAAAUUAAAAAACAAUAAAAAAAACAUGGCUACGGGAGGAGAUCUUCGGGACCAAGAUAAUGGAUUACAACUGAGCACGAAAAACGCUUUGCCGUGCUGUGAUCAUGUAUUCAGAAACCUAUUUCGAUUUUGUUCAACUCGAUGAUGUUUGGAGAUAUUUCACUUUACUGUUGGCCAGAUGUUAUACUGGAACCCAGGACUAUUAACAGCACUACGUCAUUGCACUAUUUUAAACAUGUAAUUAACAAGAAUUCAAGCACAACAAGCUACUUUUUUGAAUUCUAGAUUUUCAGUGUAACAAAAUAUUACAGAUUUUUGUAUAUUAUUUGAAUUAGCUAUAAUUCAAAUAAGAUUUGUAUUACAGUUUGUCAAUAAACAGUAAAGCUAUGGAACCAGUUAUAAAUGCAAAAACGCAUGGACUGUCUGCUCCCUCCUGAGACUUUGACACAUUUUCUUUUACAUAAGUUUACAAUAAAACUAUGUUUUAUGUUCUAUUGUUAAU
Messenger RNA from Astyanax mexicanus (Mexican tetra), 1720 nucleotides. RefSeq lists its product as uncharacterized. NCBI's taxonomy places the organism in Eukaryota, Metazoa, Chordata, Actinopteri, Characiformes, Acestrorhamphidae. The record is from RefSeq and is a predicted model, not a curated record. The transcript is spliced from 2 exons. The coding region runs from base 128 to 1207 and encodes 359 amino acids.